Mugil cephalus (flathead mullet) is the source of this 9450-nucleotide messenger RNA. RefSeq names its product polycystic kidney disease 1 like 1. Gene Ontology annotation, cellular component: membrane. Lineage: Eukaryota; Metazoa; Chordata; Actinopteri; Mugiliformes; Mugilidae. Bases 126 to 8858 code for a protein of 2910 amino acids. The transcript is spliced from 48 exons. Gene Ontology annotation, molecular function: protein binding; calcium channel activity. Gene Ontology annotation, biological process: detection of mechanical stimulus. The record is from RefSeq and is a predicted model, not a curated record.
AAUAAUUAAGUAACUUGUCACCAAGUGCAACAGUGUCGAGACAUAGAGAAAAGACGGUAAGAAAUAAUAUACAUCAGAUUUUGACAAACAAUGUCUGUGAUUACCAUGGCCAGACAUAUCUUUUAAUGUCUCAUACGUGUGUGUCUGUGUCACAUUGUGUCCUCUUGCAGGUGAUUGUGCGUCUUGUCGUCUCUGACCUUGGUGAGUGUGUUCCUGGGAUUCAGCUGUUCACCGCCAUGAAGCGCCGCCUUGUCCUCAACCUCACAAUGAGCUCCGAGUGCGACCGCGGCCGCGGCAGUCGCGGAGAUCUCAGCAGCAAAGAGCGGGGCUGUAACCAUGGCGACGCCACACAAGAUCACAUUCAAAGCCAUGGUAACAUCCGUUGGCAUAUUGCUACGCACUCGCAUCGGCGCACCGAUACCCGUAACCCCCACAGCUCCGAUCAAUCCCGCUCCUGUUUGCACAUCUAUCUUCUCUUGCGCUCCCCUGUCUCCUCCACCGCUGAUCCCUCAUCUGUGCUGCUUUCAAUUGUUCUGCCUCAAACCUCGAUGGAUGAUUGUAUCUGUGACCUGAGCCCGUCUGGAAAUUGGACAUCAGUAGUUUCAGCACGUGAAGAAUUCAGCCUGGAGGUUGUCAGCUGUACCAGCUGCAUGUGGACAAGAGUGGUUUGGACCAUUAGUUCUCAUGACGCCGUCGUGAUAAGCAGGACGACCGAGGACUGUAACAUUAAUGUGUCUCUUCCGAAAGCCGGCCGCUACACUAUCACGGUUCAGACCCACAGCCAAACCAGCUGGGCCUCAUUUCAAGCACAAAUCGUGGUUCAAGAUCCAGUUGGAGAGCUGCCCUCAGACAUCCCCAGCAGGGUCGCAACAAAUCAGAAACACUUGGUUUCAUUUAACGUCACAGCGGGGUCAGACAUGACUGUCUGUCUGCUGGCGAACGAAACAUUAAUGUACAGAAACAGCAGCAGCGCAACAGGAGCAGAGGCAGCAGCGGCGGCUUUGGUUUACAGUCACACUGGGACUGUCAUGAUUAGUCUUCGAGUUCACGAUCAAGCGUCUUCUCAGAAGAGAAAUGCAAGGGUGCGUCUUGAGGGGAAGAGGAAGCUGUCACCACAAGCUAAAAUUAAUCCACCACAGCUAACCCCCACCACUCGAAACCCUACUCAUGAUACUGGUGACAAAGCUGUGAGCAUUUAUGCAGCAAAGCGAGCAUAUCCCACAAAUACAGAUAUAAUCUUGAUGGCUGAGGCCGAUGUACCUGAUCCUGUGGAGUUCCUCUGGCACUUUGGAGACUCCAGAUCAUCCAGAACCUCCUCCAGGGCCAUCACCAAAAGAUACCACAACCCUGGCAGUUACGAUGUGUUUGUAGUCGCGUCUCGUGGACAGACCUCCAUCACGUCUGACGUCUUCCAGCUGGUAAUCCAGAGAGCGGUGAAACUCAACAGGCUGGUCCACCGGGCCUCGGUCCUGCAGAAUCAGACGGUGACGAUAAGCUGCCGUGUGAAUGUCGGGACUAACGUUAGUUUCCUUUGGAGCUUCGGUGACGGAACAACGAGGUCCGGACAGAGCGCAGAGCAACACGUCUUCCACAGGACAGGAGAGUUCAGAGUGGAGGUGAUUGCGUCUAACCUGGUCAGUACGGCUUCUCUGAACAGCCACAUCUUUGUCGUGGACCGUCCCUGCCAGCCUCCACCAGUCAAAAACAUGGGGCCUUUGAAGUUGCAGGUGCGGCGAUACGAGGUCGUCCAUCUCGGGGUGACCUACGAGACAGAAGUUGACUGCGACAUAUCAGGAGGACUCCGCUACUCCUGGACGUUGUCGGACUCCGCAGGCCGGACUUUCCCUUUGCCUCUCACCGAUACAUUCAGACAGAGCCUCAUACUGCAAGGCCAUCUCCUGCAAUAUGACACAUACACCGCCACGGCCAGGGUUGAGGUCGUUGGCAGUGUGGUGUAUAGUAACUACAGCGUGAGAGUUCAGGUGAUACCGAGUCCUCCUGUGGCUUUCAUCCAGGGUGGCAGCAACGUCUUCGUUGACAAGAGAAGCACUGCAACAGUGACCCUGGAUGGAAGGUCAUCGUACGACCCCGACUCCCCCGGGAAAUCGCUCAGCUACAGCUGGACAUGUAAGCCAGUCAGCUCCAUCCCCACGCACUGUUUCGACCAACACGUUCCCACUUCGGCCCCUCUGCUCGAAUUUCCCGUUGAUUUCUUGAAACACAACUUUGACCAGUUCCAGUUCACGCUCACCGUCCACAGCGGAGAGCGUUCAGCCUCGUCAGAGACCUUCCUCACCGUCACAUCAAACCCAGUCAGGAAGGUGUCUGUGACCUGUCCUCAGUGUCAUGGAGACCAUGUGAACUGGGAUCAGACUUUCUCUGUCAGUGCCACAUGUGAAGACUGCGACGUACCUGCAGAACACAUCCGGUACUCCUGGAGUCUCUACCUGGUCAACGCUUCAUCUAAGCCUGUCACAGAGGUCCCAUUUUGUUACACAGUGGAUCUCAGAGCUCUGGCUGCCAUCAUGGAGGAUCCUGUCACACCUGCUCAGACUCCUGCGAUUUCUACCCUUCACCUUCCUGUUGCAAAAGCUUCACAGUACACCCAGGCUGCCUACGGCCCAGCUCCUUCCUACCAUACUGAUAAUGCCUCUGAAACUAAGGCCAAAAAGCAAAAUCUGGAUGUGGCAGACAGUGCUGCGCAGACAAGCAAAAGCAGAAACACAAUGAACAAAACUGGGGGGUCAGAGUCUGAGCCCUCUGACAGUGGUGGUGAACUGUAUUCAGAUUACAACGGCCAGAGUGACAGCGUCAAUGAAUUUCUACCAGAAACCGACUCCUCUGCUGACUGGGAAUCCUCUUUCUCUCUCCUGGAGAGUGGUGGUUUUAGUGGUCGACCAGAUUCCGAUUAUGAUCUCCCCUUUCCAAAUGCAGAGGAAGGGGACCCAGGGAUGUCAGCAGGAAGACCCGCAGGUGUAGAUGGUGAAGACGUCAGUGCAGGAGAUGACUUGGCAUUCAAUCCAGCUUUACACGAAGAUGAGGGGAGUAAUCUGGUGGAUUCCAAGCUGCUGUCUGUGCUGAUCCAGGAGCCAACUUUGCUCGACUUACUCCGAAACCCUGUAGACAGAGGCCUCUUUGAGUCCUACACUUACACAGGAACCUCCUCCUCUUUGCUCAGGUUCAGACCUUUCAGUCUAAGACCAAGGAGCACUUACAUGUUGGAAGUCACUGCUGAAUCUCAAAACAGUUUUCUGGGUCGGACUCAGCUAUUCUUAAAAACUAACCCAGUUCCAGCGGGCAUGACGUGCCAGGUGCAACCCGACAAAGGAGUGGAGUUACACACACACUUCAGCAUCUUCUGCACCUCAGGGAAGGAGGACUUACUGUAUAAGUACAGCUUCAGUGUAGGAGACAAACCACCCAGGACACUAUACCAGGGCAGAGACUUCCAGUAUUACUUCAGCCUUCCCUCAGGUGACCCCAGCGAUGACUAUAAAGUGACUAUUUAUACAGAGAUCAGCAACGGUGCAUAUGGGUCGUACACCAAACCCUGUCCUGUCAGUGUCCAAGUCCAACCAGGUUUCUUCAGAGACAUGUCUUCUUCUUCUUCUUCCCAUCAUGAUCCUGGUCUGGAGCUUUCCGAGGAAAGUCUGAGGAACCUCUCUGUUCUAGUGCAGCUUGGGAACGGGGCUGAGAUCCGUAACUACGUCAGUCUCCUCUCCGGCAUCCUGAACAGGCUCAGCUUGGACACUGAGGCCAAAACACAGGCACACAAACACAUGCGCCAUGUGCUAAUUUGCACAGUGUGUGAGCUUGAAAGCAGCGAGGAGGCAUCAGUAGCAGACGCCAUCCACAUUCUCAAAGACCUUCUAGUAGUUACAAGACAGGUGACGCUGGUGAGUGCCAGGAGAGUAACAGCUUAUGUUCAGGUCAUCUCAGAGUCCAGAGUUCCUGACCUAUGCUAUGCUAAUGAGAUGAUACUCAACUCUCUGGUAGGCCUGCUUUCAUACAACCUUCAGGUGGCCACUAGUUAUGACUUCACACCUGGGACACAUGCAGACGUCAUUCCUGAUGCCUCUAUACUGAACUCAUCUGCGCGUCUUCACACCAAACAAGUAGGAGCAGUUCCAACAAAGCAAGUAGUGCAGCUCGUAUCCGAUAUCCUCCAGACUGCUACAGACUUGAUACUGAAGUACAUUUUGUUCAAAGAGAUCCAGGAGCACAGAGUUAGCACCGGUCUCAUCACCUUGCAUGCAGCAUCCCAAAACCAAAUCUCCACGGUCAUCAGCGGUGGCUCGGCCACUUUCCACCUGCCUGCUGCUCUGAUGCAGAUUCAGUUUGUUCGUCGGAGUAGAGACAAUGAUCCACUGUGUGUACUCAGCGUGGUGACAGAGAUCUCUCACAGCCCGUACACCUGGGCCAGCUCUCCUUUUAAAUCCUCUGCUGAUUCCCAGCUGAGUGGACCCGUGGUUGACCUCAGUCUGUACAAGUGCAGCACCAGGAGGAAGAUUCCUGUCCACUCCUUUGUUCAGCCAAUCAUCACUGAGCUGCGACAUCCUCAAAGAAACAAGAGUUCUGCGCAUGAGCACAUCCUCCUGCGCAGCCAGGUCAACUAUCACAGCUUCAACAUCACCCAGGAGCACUUGCAGCGGGCCGUCCAGCUGACUGUGGUGUUCACUCCACCGCCUAACAAGCCGUUUCCCGUCAUGUUGCUCUUCAGGAUGUUUGAGAGGCCUACUCCCAGCAUGCACCACUUGCACAAGACUCAUCACUGGAAGGGAAACACAGCACGUAUCACUUUGCCCCCAUUCUACCUUAAUACUGCAGGGAUUGGUCACUUGGCCCUGUUGAACGCUGAGUUUGGGAAAGCACCUAGAAGCAAACACCCGAGUGAACACAUAAGCUACAGUCUCACAGUUGACAGCAGUCUCUGUUUGUCCUGGGACGGCCAGCAGGGGGCCUGGACGCACCACGGCUGCAGGACACAGCAAGCAGACACGGCCCCUUCGGUCAACUGCAGUUGCCACCAGUUGAGGCCGUUGACUGUGACGAGGCAGCAGAUUGAGAGCAGCCACGGCACAGAGAGUCUGGACCCGUUCCUAAGUGCGUCCGGUGAUCUGACGGUGCUGGGUGUGCUGAUGAUGUGUCUGUGCCUCUACAUCCCGGUGUUGGUGGUGUGUAAGAGAGCCGACGCCACCUCUGAGGAGAAUCAAAUAGUUCAUCACCUUCCCGACAACUCUCCAUCUGACCCGUAUCUCUAUGCUGUCACCAUCCACACUGGCCUCUGCUCUGUGGCCGCUAUGAGUGCAAAGGUUUACAUAGUGCUGCAUGGUGAAGACGGACACUCGCAGACAAGAGAACUUCAAGUCCCAGGAUGCUCUCUGUUUAGGAGGAACUCCCAAGACACCUUUCUACUGAGCGCAGCAGACAGCCUGGGCCCUGUGUGGGGCAUCCACAUCUGGCAUGACAACUCUGGACCCUCCCCUGACUGGUACCUCCAACAAGUAGAGGUAUCUGAGGUGAACAGACGACACGUGAGGGGAAGCGCUUGGCUUUUCAUCUCUCAGUGCUGGUUAGCCGCGAACAGAGGCGACGGCCGAGUAGAGAGGAUGCUGCGCGUUUGCACUCAAAGGAUGAGCUUUGCUAAGGUGUUGUGUCUCAAGCUGUCUGCCCUGUGGUCAGACUUCCACAUCUGGAUAUCUGUGCACAGCUGCCCCCGUCCUCAUUCGUUCACACAAACUCAAAGGCUUGGCGUGUGUCUGAUGCUGCUGUUGGGGUAUGCAUGUGUCAGCGCGGUGAUCAUAUCGCAAACAGAACAUCAGUUGGAGUUGAGCUUUGAGGAUAUGUCAGACGUUUCGGUAAGAGCAGGACUUCUGAGUGUGCUGGCUGUGUUGCCUGCAGCAGCAGUGGUAUCUUUCCUGUUUCGAAUGCGUGAGGUCAAGCUGAUGGGAUCAAGAACCCAACAUGCAAAGGGAGGAAUGACUGAAAAUGACUGUUUUGAAGCUCUUUCAGUUAAUGCCAGUUUAUCUGAGUCCCAUCUCUCCUGGGGCGGCCUGCAACAGUGGGCACAUGAAGCCUGGAGGAAGAAACACCAGGACACAGACCUCCUGUCAGUUUCCACUACGUCUCUAGAAAAUAAAGAUAAAUCACCUGUAAUCCAACCAAGUGGGGUUGUGAGAAAGGAGGAUGCUCUGGCAUUUGAGAUGAGUUCGGAGGUGGCAUUUCAAAAAACGCUGCUGAUUUCUAAAGAGAGCAAUGCACCUGAGGAAAACGAGUCUGACCUUUUAACCGUGAGCAGCAGGAUUCAUGAAACACAGAGAGCUUGGCUGUCGGCUACGAGGGAAGAAGGUCGAGCCGUUCAAAAGGACAGAGUUCUUCAAGGAAAAUGUUCGCCAGACCGUGGUUUUGAGGAGGAGGGCCAUCGGCAGGCUCCUCUGCACAAAUGGAGAGAACAAAGAUUGAAACCAGCAUCUCAGUGGUGUCACUGCUUGGCCUGGUCCUUGUGUCUGUUCUCGUCCCUCUCCUGCCUGGUGCUCUGUGCAGUGCUGGGAAUGAGAUUCAGCAGCAGUGAGGUUCUGCUUUGGAUACAUUCUCUUUUCUUCUCUCUGAUGUUUUGCAUCUUCCUCAUCCAACCAGCUGUGAUUCUUACAGUGGCUGUGGUGGUCUCCUGUUGGUACAAGAGCAGACCAGACUUUCACAGUUUCUCCAACAUCAAGUUUGAUAUAGAAACAGGAGACCGGUCAAGACCAUCGGCUUUCCCUCAGAAAAGUCGCUCGUACCUUGAAAAGCGGCUUGAGGAUCGUCAGAGAGCUCGGUACCUGCGUCUUGUUCGUCCACCGACUCCAGCAGAGCUCAGGAAAACUCGUGGGAAUAAAAGAAAAGAGGCUCUCAUCCAUAAAACACUGAGGGAUCUGUCUCUCUGUGCCUCCAUGAUUUUCCUGAUGAUGUGUAUAACCUGUGGCAGCUCAUACAGAGAGCAUUACCACCUCAAUAAAGCUGUUACAAACCAGUUUAAAAGGAGCCGUGAUAAUACUUUCAUGUCCAUACAAAGUCAUGAGGACUGGUGGACGUGGACACAAACAAAUCUGCUUGAUCUGCUGUACAAGAAUGCAUCAGACAAAACUGGGCAGUCACACAUUUUGAUUGGAGACCCUGUCCUGCAGAAGAUGGAGACGUCCCACACAAAUAAGAACCAGGUCCUCACAGUGACUCUUCCAAGGACAGGUGGUCACCUGGGUCACUAUGCAGGACAAACUGCUGUAGUUUCCUUAGGCUACCAAAGGUCUGAUGCUGCGUCAAAGCUGGAGCUCCUGCAUUCAAGUGGCUGGCUGGAUGAACACACGGCAGCCCUGAAGGUCCAGUUCACUUUCUACAGCCCUGCACCCAAUUUGUUCACCAGCGUGACCCUCCUGACUGAGCAGAGCCCCACUGGUGUCCUUCUGCCAUCUGCUAAAGUCCACUCAGCUAGGGUGUAUCACACUACUGCUGUCACAAACUAUUUGGUUAUGGUCUGCCAGCUCCUCUUCCUCUUCUUGUCUCUACUACAACUCCAUCAUCAAGUGUCCAGUGUAGCACAGCAAGGGUUGAUGGGAUACCAGAGGACACCCUUAAACUGGGUGGAAGUCGGUCUGCUGACAGUGACGCUGGCGUAUUAUGUCUAUCACGUCUAUCACUCGGUCAUAAUCACCGAGGCCCGGGAGCUGCUGCAGAGGCACAAGUGCAGAGGAAGCGUUGAUGUUAGCCUCCUGGCUAGCUGUGAACAAAUUGUUCGUACUCUGCGUGGCGUUAUUCUCUUUCUUCUGACUAUGAAGUGUGUUGUUGUGCUGAGGGUGAACAGGACCUUAGCUACCUCUGCUACACUCUUAGCCCACUCACUCUCCACCUUCUUAUGGCCAACGGUUUCAGGUUUGAUCCUCAUGCUGGCGUUGUCCUGUGCAGGGAAUCUGCUCUAUGCACAAAGCUCCUGGGCCUUCAGCUCUGUUUCUCGCUCCCUUCAGACGCUACUCUCUCACCACAGGGGAUUUGGAGCCACCGGGGGCCUUCGCCUUCUCUCUGGGCGUGAUUUUGUUUACUGUGGAGUCUUUUAUCUAUCCUCCACUGUAGCGUGGACAGCAGUGGUGAUUCCCGUGGUGUCUUCAUUGAUAAGAGGAGUAAAAAGACCUCAGAGCAGGAGGAAUGUCUUCACCGUAGCAGAAUUGGCAGGCUACAUCAGACAGAGGGUCUGUGACGUCUUCACUGGGAAGCAUAGACCAGUGGGGAUAAAUAACAACGUGCAGAGGAGGACCUAUUACCUUGAGGAGUUUGAAACCUUAGUGGAUGAACUCUUGUUCCGACUCAAUGCCCUCUCCAACAGCCUGCACCACACUCUGCCUCCUAAAGCUCAUCUCUACAGAGAGGAAGGCAGUCCUGUCGUCUCACCCACACCACUGCACUCCAGCGUGAACACCCAGGACUCUGAAAGAUCACAGAUGAUGGUGAAUGACCCCAUGUAUGUCGGUGAACUCUUUCUGUUGGAUCAUGGAGAAACCUCACCUGCGUCUCACCUGCUCGGGUCGCAGGUUGAACUGGAGAUCCUCCAGGUUCUACAGCAGAGAGGCCAAUUGAAACACAACUCCCCCUUAGACACUAUUGUGGCAUCUGAUUAUGUAUUAAAGGGCAAAAACAUGCAAGAGUCAGCACCACUCGAAAGACUUUGGGCUGAAGGUGUUCAAGAGAAGCAAGGUGACAAAUGGACUAGAACAAAUGAAAGGUGCUGGUUGAGCCAAACUCAUGCCACUCAUGCAGAGGUGAUGGUGGAGGUUCUGGUCCAUGAGGAGCCUGGGAGAGUGGAUUUAGAUACGCCUUGGAGUCAGGGAUAAUGUCAUGACAGGGAGACUACGAAGAGUUCAAUGAAACACCUUAAAACCUAAAACCACCUAAAAUAAUCUGCACUGUAAGGUGUUCUACUCUUUUAAGAUGUAUCAAAUAACACUGCUGAUACUCUGUAUAGCCAAGAAUGUAUUGGUGUUUGUUUGUUUGCUAGGCUGUUGUUUAAAAAUCUCACAUUUUACAGUUGAAAUCAAAUACUGUAGUUAUGAUUAAUUAAGUUAUCUGUCAAUGUCUUCGAUGUUAUGCAAAAACGCUAAAGAAAAGCAACUUCUAUUGUUGUAAGUGGCCUACGUUUUCUUUUGUAUUAUUAUCUUAUUAGUUCUUUAAACUGCAGUUUAUCGUUUGUAGGAAUAUUGUCUUUCUGGCUGGUGUACCCAUUGUGCAGUCUGACGACAUGUCUUAAAGUUGUUGCUUUUUGUUAUACUGACUCCUGUGUAAAUAUCCAACACUGUGCAAAUAGUGAAUUGUAAUGACGUCUCGUGGCCUGAAUAUUGAGUGUAAUGAAUAGGGCGAAGAUGCCCGGAGUUGUAAUGGAGUAACUUUGUAAGCCACAAGUAAAUAAAGUUUGUGAGUAAAGUACAA